AUGAAGCUCCUCACCGUAGACAAGGAGAUCCUCCAACGCUCCUCCAAUUCCGAACCCGUCGCCAUCGUGGGCAUGGCAAUGCGGCUACCGGGACGAGUGCACACAGCGGCUGACUUCUGGAAACUCCUCACCGAAAAGCGAAGCGGACUCUGCGACGUUCCGGCAGAUCGUUACAACAUAGAUGGGUUCUAUGACCCUACCGGAAAGCCUGGAACCGUUCGUACCAAGCAAGGGUACUUCCUCGACGACGUCGACGUCCAGCAAUUUGAUACUUCAUCGUUCCCAAUUUCAAGAAAGGAAGUCGAGAGACUUGACCCAGAACAGAGACAUCUGCUCGAGGUCGCACACGAGUGCUUCGAAGAUAGCGGUGCGACUACAUUCAGAGGCCAGAAAAUCGGCUGCUACAUUGGCGUUUUCGGCGAGGAUUGGCUCGACUUGAACGCAAAGGAUACCCAGCAUCGUGGAGGAUACCGUGUUACUGGCUAUGGCGACUUCGCGCUGGCCAAUAGAAUUUCUUAUGAUCUUGAUCUUCAUGGUCCAAGUAUGACCAUCAAAACGGGCUGCUCGUCGGCCCUCGUCGGCCUCGACCUCGCCUGCCAAGCCAUCCGCAACGGCGACUGCGAUGGCGCUCUCGUUGGAGGCGUUAACCUCAUCUUCUCUCCAACUAUGACACUGGCUCUCAGUGAGCAGGGUGUCCUCUCACCAACCGGAACAUGCAAAACCUUCGACGCAGCAGCCGACGGGUACGCUCGAGGUGAGGCCGUCAACAUGCUGUACGUCAAGCGUCUCAGCCAGGCUCUCACCGACGGUGACCCCAUCCGUGCCGUUAUUCGUGGCACCAGCACCAACUGUGAUGGACGUACUCAGGGGAUGAUCACUCCGAGCUCGACGUCCCAAGAGGCACUCAUUCGCCGCGCUUAUGAAUCUGCCGGCAUCAAGAACCUGGCUGAGACUGCUUUGUUCGAGUGCCAUGGUACAGGUACCUCCAUUGGUGACCCAAUUGAGGUCUCUGCAGUUGGCAGGUGUUUCGGACACAGGGGUAUCACCAUCACAUCCGUCAAGCCAAACGUCGGUCACUCAGAAGGUGCCGCCGGAUUGACAAGUUUGAUCAAGGGCAUCCUCGCCUUGGAGCACCGCAUGGUGCCACCAAACAUCAAUUUCUCGACUCCAAACCCUAAGAUUCCAUUCGAUCAGUGGAAGCUCCAUGUCCCUACUGAGGUCGAGCCUUGGCCUCAAGGACGGGCAGAGCGAGUCAGUGUCAACUCCUUCGGUAUCGGAGGUGUAAAUGCCCAUGCAAUCAUCGAAUCUCCAUGGCAAUAUGGACUCAGCACACCCACCAUCGACGGCGGUUUCGCCGCUGAAGCUACCGACAAGGCUCAACUCUUCCUGUUCUCUGCCAAUGGUACUUCCUCGCUCGAGGAGAACAUUGACAACCACAAGCAAUGGCUAGAGGCUACGCCUUGCUCACUCCCAGAUGUUGCAUUUACUCUUGCCAACCGACGAGAACAUAAGCAGCAACGCGCCUACGCCAUCGGUAAGAGUGCUGCCUCGCUGGAGACCUCUGCUAUUGGAAAGGUGUCUGCAUCAGCACCACCGAUUGUGUUUGUCUUCACCGGCCAGGGAGCGCAAUGGCCGCAGAUGGGUGUCGAUCUCAUCGACUCUAACACGUCCUUCCGCAACACCAUCAAGAGGCUGGACGGUUUCUUGCAGUCACUGCCUACUCCACCUCCGUGGACAGUUGAGAAUGAAUUGCGCAAGACUGGAGAGUCGAGCUUGGUGCACAAGGCCGAGAUGGGUCACCCCUUGUCCAUCGCAGUGCAAAUCGCCCUGAUUGAUGUCAUCCGUUCCUGGGGCAUCGAGCCAACCCUCGUGUUGGGACACUCAUCUGGAGAGAUGGCCGCAGCAUACGCCAGCGGCUCCAUUACAGCCGAAGGCGCCAUGGCAGCUGCAACCUUCCGUGGCAGCAGCCACAACGAAGGCCACCUCGAAGGCUCCAUGGCAGCGAUCGGCCUGGGCAAGGAAGGUGUGCUGCGGUACAUGGAGCCCGGUGUCGUUGUUGCUUGCGAGAAUAGCCAGUCUAGCGUGACUAUCUCCGGUGACAAGGAGCAGGUUACCAAGGUCGUGGAGAAGAUCAAGGCAGAGCAGCCUGGUGUCCUGGCAAGGCCUCUCAAGGUCGAGAAGGCUUUCCAUUCUCACCACAUGUGGGAACUCGGCCCUUCGUACGAGCAACACAUCCAGCCUUUCGUUCACAGCAGCAACCCAAGAGUGCCAUUCUUCUCCAGUGUGACAGGUCAGAGACUUACCGGCUCCGGCUGCUUGGGCGCGUCGUACUGGCGCCAGAACAUGGAGAACCCCGUGCUCUUCAACUCGUCCCUCCGCUCUGCCCUUGAAGACCUGCCGGAUGGUUCAAUCCUGAUCGAGAUCGGUCCACACCCAGCUCUCAAGGGUCCCAUCGGACAGAUCCUGCGUGACCUCGGCCGCUCUCAGGACACCCAUCUGGCAACUCUCCAGCGCGGAAAGAGCGACCAUGAGAGUCUCCUGCACUUGGCGGGUAAGCUCUUCCAGCAGGGUGUGCCGCUUGAGUAUCUCGCUUUCUGCCCUCAAGGCCACGUCGUCUCGGAUCUGCCACGCUAUGCCUGGAAGCGAGAGACGAAGCACUGGCUUGAACCACGUAUUGCGAACCAGUGGAGAAUGCGUGAGCAUCCACCCCAUGAGCUUCUAGGCUCGAGGGUGCUGGAAGCGGGUAGCGAGCCUUGCUGGCGCAAUAACCUUGCCUUGGAAGAUGUUCCUUUCAUUGAGGGCCAUCAAGUCAACCAGCAGAUCGUCUUCCCAGGUGCUGGAUACAUCGCCAUGAUCACUGAGGCUUUGAGGCAGCUUGAAGUCUCCACAAGCUACACGCUCCGGAACGUCCAUCUCGUCUCUGGUCUUGUCCUCAAGCCCGAGACUGUCGUCGAGAUCUCGACCUCGCUUAAGCGACAGAUGGUGGACUCCUCCGAGCAAUCGUCGUGGUACUCGUUCACCAUCAGCUCGUACAACGGUCACAGCUGGGUGCGAAACUGCUUUGGUGAGGCCAGGGCCGGCGUGCCUCAAGCGAGCUCGCUAGGCACUGCAGAGGUGUUCCCGCCACUGCCACGAAAAGUAGGCUCUGACGCUUGGUACGACGUCCUGAAGCGCCAGGGCUUCGAUUACACUGGAGUCUUCCAGGGCAUGGAUCACAUCUCCACUACGCCGACUGGUAAUCCCCAGGCCAUCGCACGUGUUGCCAACACUGUUCCUGAGAACAUCAGAUUCCAUUACCCAGUCCACCCAGCUCUGAUCGACCGAUGCUUCCAACUAUUCACCGUUGCGGGAUACCGUGGUAUCGGUCGUGACUGCACGCAGAUUGCCGUGCCAACCUUCAUCGAGGAAGUCGUCCUCUCCAACACGACUGAGGACCUCGACGUCUCGGCUAAGAUUGUUUCAGCCGAGCGGGGCUCGUUUGUUGGAGACCUUACCGCCCAGAAUGGUACCCACCAAGUCUUCUCUCUGAAGGGCUUCAAAGCUUCGGCGGUCACAAGCGGCGACGACGCUGAGGUCGAUGAGGCGAAGGUCUCGUCGAUUGAAUGGCGCCAACACGCGGAUCUCGCCGACCUCUCUAAAGCCAUCAAGGCUCGAGGGGACCGUCCUGAAGAGUGGUCGUUGAUCGAAGAGCUCGUGGUGCUUGCUGCAUUGGGCCACGCUCAGAACCUCACCAUCGAGGACGACACGCCAGUCUAUCUCGCCAAGUUCCUGGUCUGGGCCAACACUCAGGUGCAGGAGUACACCGCCGGCAGCAACGUCUUCGUGCCCAACAGUCUGAAGCUGGACACCCUCGACAACGCCCAGCGCGAGGCUCGCAUCAGCGAGAUCAUGAGCGCGAUCGCCUGGUCUCCAUACGCCGUCUUCGCCAUCGCAAUCCACAGACUGUACGAAAAGGCCGCUGAGAUCUUCAAAGGCGAGGUCCACCCUCUCCACAUCCUCAUGGAAGACGACGUCCUCACCAACUUCUACGCCGUGGGUGACUUCCUCGACUACUCCGGCCUGAUCAAGACCCUGGCGCACACGAACCCACAGCUUCGCAUCCUCGAAGUCGGUGCUGGUACUGGUGGCACUACCAUCCAGGUCUUGGACGCUUGCAAGUCUUCCAACGGUGAGCGGAUGUAUGGCACUUACACAUACACCGACAUCUCUGGAGGCUUCUUCCCGGCUGCCAAGGAGCGGUUCGCGGAGUAUGAGAACAUGGAAUACACUGUAUUCGACAUCACCAAGGAUCCGGUCCAGCAGGGCUUGGAGCUUGGCUCAUAUGACUUGAUCGUUGCGUAUAACGUGGUCCAUGCUACGCCGUCGAUCAAGGAGUCGCUUCAGAAUCUGCGCAGCCUCCUGAACCCGCAGGGUCGACUUCUGUUGCAGGAGCUUUGCCCAGAUGCCAAGUUCACCAACUAUGUUAUGGGCUUCUUGUCAGGCUGGUGGCUCGGUGAUGAAGAUGGUCGCCCAGAGCAGCCUUACAUCAGCACCACCCGCUGGUCCGCUGAAUUGGCCGCUGCUGGUUUCCAAGCUCCAGAAGCGAUCGUCAUGGAUCGUCCAGUCCCAUACCAGAGCAGCGCUGGUAUCCUGGCCUCUGCGGCACUACGGAGCGAGCGCUCUACUCGAGUCACUCUGCUCAGCUACGCAGAAGACAGUCCCUUUGUCAAGGAGCUGAGCGCUUACUUCCAGUCGCAGGGCGUUGAGGUCGAUAUCUGCCGCUUUGGGGAGGCUCUUCCGGAAGGUCAAGACGUCGUCUCGCUACUCGACCUGCAGGCACCGCUUGUGCACGAUCUCGACAGCCACUCGUUCCAGCAGCUGUUCGACCACCUCAAGACCCUAAAGACCAAGAUGAUCUGGCUCACGCGCUCGGCGCAAGUCAACUGCCAGGACCCCAGAAACGCUAUGAUCCUUGGCCUGGCCCGUACUGCGCGCAAUGAGAUGUCGCUCAAGCUUUUCACAGUUGAGGUUGAUGACGCUUGUGCCACGCCGUUCAUGACCGAUGCUGUGGGUCGUAUCCUCUGGAGGAUCAACACGCUGAACAUCCACGGCGAUGCGACAGAUCCAGACUGGGAGUAUGCCCUCGUCAAAGAUGAGAUCCUCGUUCCCCGUAUCCACUGGCAGGAUAUGAGUGAUGCUCUCACGAAGGCUGUCCCAGAGACAGAGUCAAGCUCUAAGACUCUGAACAUUCGCACUCCCGGCCUGCUUCAGACUAUGGAGUGGGUCGAAGAGGGCAAUCUCAAGGUUGGCAACGAUGAAGUCCUUGUGGACAUCAAGGCCACCGGUCUGAACUUCCGCGAUGUCCUGAUCGCCCUCGGUGUUCUGGAAAACAGCACUCGCGAGCUCGGUCUCGAAGGCGCUGGUGUUGUCCACACCGUCGGCAGCAAAGUUGGCAACAUUCGUGCUGGCGACCGCGUCAUGUUCAUGUCCAGCGGAUGCUUCUCCACUCAGAAGAUCGUCCCUGCUAGCGCUUGCGUUCGUAUCGAUGAUAGCAUGAGCUUUGAGCAGGCUGCUGGCAUGCCUUGUGUUUAUGCCACUGCUGCCAUGGCACUGGUCGACAAGGCCAGAAUCCAGCCUGGACAGACCCUCCUCAUCCACUCCGCCUGCGGUGGUGUCGGUCUCGCAGCGCUCGAGAUCGCCGGUCACCUCGGGGCGAACAUCUACUGCACCGUCGGAAGCGAGCGAAAAAUCCAGUACCUGAUGGACAACUACGGCAUCGAGCGCUCGCACAUCUUCAACUCGCGCGACUCGUCCUUCCUGCCAGAUGUCAUGGCCGCCACGAAGGGUCGCGGAGUCGAUGUUGUUCUCAACUCGCUUUCCGGCGAACUCCUCGAGGCUUCGUGGAAGUGCGUUGCUGAGUUUGGUACUAUGAUCGAGAUUGGCAAGCGAGACUUCCGUCGACGUGCGAAGUUGGCUAUGGAGGCUUUCGAGGCUAACCGAACGUUCGUCGGGCUCGAUCUGUUCCAAGUGGCCUUCAAGCAGCCGAAGCAGGCCGCUGAGCUUCUCGAUCGCUGUGUCGAAUGGAUCCGCAACGGGUCAAUCAAGCCCAUGACCAUUGCCGACACCUUCUCCGCCACUGCCAUCCGUGAUGCCUUCCGCUUCAUGCAGGGCGGUCAGCACAUUGGCAAGAUUGUCGUCACCAUGCCUGAAGACGUCGAGGAGCUGCAGUCUUCCCAGGCUCUGCCCGAGAUUAACCUUCGGGGUGAUCGUAGCUACCUCCUUGUUGGUGGUUUGGGCGGUCUGGGACGUGCUGUUGCGACGUGGAUGGUCGAGCGUGGUGCUCGUCAUCUCAUCUUCAUGUCUCGUUCGGCUGGAGAUAAGUCGCUCACUGCGGCUUUCGAGGACGAGCUUGCUGCACAAGGCUGUCAGGUGCAGUUUGUCCAAGGAAGUGUUGUCAACGCCGCAGAUGUGGAGCAGGCUGUCAACAUUGCGGCAGCUCCUAUUGCGGGUGCCAUCAACAUGUCCAUGGUUCUGAGGGAUAUCGCUCUCCCCGAACUGACCUACCCUGACUGGAAGACCUGCGUCGAGCCCAAGGUCAACGGCACAUGGAACCUCCACAAGUACCUCCCAAGCGAGCUCGACUUCUUCAUCCUGUUCUCCUCCUACAGCGGUAUCGCAGGCCAAUGGGGCCAGGCAAACUACAGCGCAGCCAACACUUUCCUGGACGCCUUCGUCCAACACCGCCACGGCCUCGGUCAAUCCGCCUCUGUCAUCGACAUCGGCGCCAUGGGCGAAGUCGGAUUCGUCUCGCAGAACCAGGACAUCAUGACCAAGUUCCACAAGACCGGCAUGCGCCUGCUGACGGAGAACAACCUCCUUAACGCCAUGGCCUUGGCCAUCCUCCGCUCCACCCCUCACGACACCAAAACUGCUGACGGAGGCUACCUCCAAUCCAGCCAGAUCCUCACGGGCUUCGAGACCGUCGUCCCCAUCUCCUCGCCCACGAACCGCGUGGCGUGGAAGCGCGACGUCCGCAUGAGCAUCUACCACAACAUCAACGGCGCAACCGAAACUUCCACAUCCUCCGCCGCCGAGGAAGACGGUCUGAAAGCCCUCCUGUCCUCCGCUGAAGCGAAGUCCAGCGUCCUCUCCGAGAACGACGGCGCAGAGGCGAACCAGGUCAUUGCAAAGGGUCUCGCAUCAGCCCUCAGCCAUAUCCUCGUCAAGGACGAAGAUUCCAUGCACCUUGAUCAGCCUCCGGAGGCUCUGGGCGUGGACUCGCUGGUGGCGAUGGAGGUGCGGAACUGGAUCCGGAAGCAGACGGCGGCGGAUAUCAGUGUGUUUAUCAUUUUGCAGAGCACUUCGCUGCUCGAUCUAGCGAAUAACAUCAGGACGGCGGUUUUGGCCAGGCUAGAGGCGAGCUCUUGA
Zasmidium cellare ATCC 36951 is the source of this 7407-nucleotide messenger RNA. RefSeq lists its product as uncharacterized. The coding region runs from base 1 to 7407 and encodes 2468 amino acids. Gene Ontology annotation, molecular function: fatty acid synthase activity; 3-oxoacyl-[acyl-carrier-protein] synthase activity; oxidoreductase activity. The record is from RefSeq and is a predicted model, not a curated record. NCBI's taxonomy places the organism in Eukaryota, Fungi, Ascomycota, Dothideomycetes, Mycosphaerellales, Mycosphaerellaceae. Gene Ontology annotation, biological process: fatty acid biosynthetic process; secondary metabolite biosynthetic process. The transcript is spliced from 10 exons.